AUGGCCACCGUAAAAGACUCGGUGCCCCAUAUCAUCAGAACGGCCGAGGAUCCGCGGCAAAGUGGCAUAUGGACCGCUCGGUUGAGCAAGAUUGAACAUGUCAAUUCCAAGAUACGCUUGCUGAGACUGAGUCUGCAAAGAGAUGGACCACCUCUCCGCCAUCUUCCAGGUCAAUACAUAGACCUGUACAUCCCCAACAUCGACGUUGUGGGCGGCUUCACCAUCACAUCGCCGCCUCAAUCGACCUCUCCGUCCCAAGAUGACCCACACAUAGAACUGGCCAUCCAGUCCUCUCCGUCAAAUCCGCCAGCGGCAUACCUCUGGCGACCCGCACACGAAAUCCUCGACUCAACGGUAACGUUCCGCGUGGGUGGGAAUUUCGUCUACCCGCCGCCGACUUUGAACCAAGAAGAAUGCCGGGCAUUGGAUAGAGUGGUUUUCGUCGCGGGAGGUGUGGGGAUAAAUCCCAUCAUGAGCAUGAUCUCCGCGAUGCAUGUGUUGGGAGCGGACAAACUGGGCGGGAUGCCAAGGACCGUCAGAGUCCUGUAUGCCUCACGACGAGAGAGGAAUGAUGAGACCGGCGCAGAAGAAGAGAUUUUGUUCGAGAAGAGGUUGAAAGGCAUAGCCGAGAAGUGGAGAGACCACGACCGCGUCGACUUCAAAUACAGUCUUUUCGUGACCUCCGGGACAGAAGAGACGAAGCAAGACGAAGUCGCAGAAGGAAAUAUAGCAACGCGGUACAGACGGAUCAAGCACGAUGACCUCUUCGACGCCCUCGGCCCUGAAGGCAGCAGAGCUCACACGGCCGUCUAUGUCUGCGGCUUGCCAACCAUGACGGACGAAUUCGUGGCUCUGCUGCAGAAAGCGCCCGGGAUGGAGGAAAGGAGAGUGCUCUGCGAGAAAUGGUGGUGA
Messenger RNA from Fonsecaea multimorphosa CBS 102226, 912 nucleotides. RefSeq lists its product as uncharacterized. Gene Ontology annotation, cellular component: mitochondrion. Lineage: Eukaryota; Fungi; Ascomycota; Eurotiomycetes; Chaetothyriales; Herpotrichiellaceae. Gene Ontology annotation, molecular function: oxidoreductase activity. The record is from RefSeq and is a predicted model, not a curated record. Bases 1 to 912 code for a protein of 303 amino acids. The transcript is spliced from 2 exons.